Molecule: messenger RNA, 2216 nt
Organism: Aphidius gifuensis
Lineage: Eukaryota; Metazoa; Arthropoda; Insecta; Hymenoptera; Braconidae
Product: sodium-independent sulfate anion transporter-like
Exons: 11
Coding region: 437-2173 (578 amino acids)
Biological process (GO): transmembrane transport
Cellular component (GO): membrane
Molecular function (GO): sulfate transmembrane transporter activity
Source: RefSeq, a predicted model, not a curated record
CCGACAGUUGACGAAAGUCAUCGGAAGUGAACGAAAAGAAAUUGUGAAAGAAAAAAAACCAACAAGUAUAAAUAGUUUUAUUUUUAUUACCACUUGUAACAAUAAAAUUAUUUAAAUAAUAAUAAUAAUUUGUGUCAAUUAUAUCAUUGAUACAAUUGAAAAAAAAAAAUAAAUAAAAUAAAAAGAAUUAUUGAGUUACAAUGCAAUUUGUUUUAUGUGGCUUUUAUACAUAUCUCUGAACAAAUAAAAAAUAAAAAUUGAUUACAGUCAUCAACGUGGAUGUAUUUUGAUUGAUAAAAAAUAAAAAAAAAAAAAUUAAAUCAGUGUACAGAGUGACAACAAACAUUGUUAUUAUUUGGCUAUUAACAUAAAUUUUAUGUAGAAAAAAAAUUUUUUUUAAUCUAGUUAAUUAUAAAAAACAAAAUUUAAAAAAAUUAUGACGAGCAAUAUGGAAACACCUGAUCAUCAAUUAGAAGAACAAUCAAAUUUAAAUGUUGAAACAGCAAACAAUAACAAGAGUAAAAUUCAAUCUUAUGUUAAAAGACGUCUACCAAUUUUGACGUGGCUUCCUGGUUAUCAUGUGUCGUGGCUAUUUCAAGAUGUUCUUGCUGGAAUAACAGUUGGACUAACUGCAGUACCACAAGGUAUCGCUUACGGUGUAGUUGCUGGUUUGAAACCAUCAUAUGGAUUGUACUCGUCAUUUAUGAGUAGUUUUAUUUACAUAUUUUUUGGAUCAUGUAAAAAUAUAACAAUUGGUCCAACAGCAAUAAUGUCAUUAAUGGUUGAACCACUUGUUUCAAAAUAUGGUCCAGAAAUGGCUGUGUUAAUUUGUUUCCUCAAAGGAUGCAUUAUUGGACUUUUUGGAAUAUUUCAUUUGGGUUUUUUACUUGAUUUUAUAUCAUUACCAGUUAUAACUGGAUUUACAACAGCAGCAUCAAUAAAUAUUGCAACAUCACAAUUAAAAUCAUUACUUGGUAUAAGUGGUAAAAGUGAAGAUUUAGUUGGUACAUUUAAAUCUAUUUUUAAAAAUAUUGAAAAUAUUAACAAGUGGGAUGUAUUACUUGGAACAUUUACAAUUAUUGUACUAAUUUUAUUAAAAAAUAUACCAAAUAAAAUAAAUGGCACAGUGUUACAAAAAGCUGGAUGGAUAUUAACAUUAGCACGUAAUUCGUUGGUUGUGAUAUUUGGCAUUUUGUUGGCUUAUAUUUUAAACAUAAAUGGCCUUAAACCAUUCACACUUACAGCCAGUUCAAUGGAUGAAGGACUACCACAUAUUUCAUUUCCACCAUUUUCAAUGAAUGAUUCAAAAAAUCAAAGUAUAACAUAUGGUUUUACAGAUAUGAUACAAAAUAUGGGUAUAACAUUAUUUACAAUUCCUGUUAUUUCGACAAUUGAACACAUGGCAAUUGCAAAAGCAUUUGCAAGUGGUAAGAGUCUCGAUGCCACCCAAGAAAUGUUGGCACUGGGGAUUUGCAAUGUCUUUGGCUCAUUUGUCAGUUCAAUGCCGGUCACGGGAUCUUUUACAAGAACCGCUGUAAAUCAUUCGUCUGGUGUUAGGACACCCCUUGGAGGAAUUUUUACUGGUGGUCUUGUUUUGCUCGCUGCUGGAUUUCUCACUCAAACAUUUCAAUUUAUUCCAAAAGCAACUUUAGCUGGUUUGAUUAUAUCGGCAAUGUACUACAUGUUGGAUUUUCAAAUUUUUAAGCUUUUUUGGACUGCAAAAAAAAUAGAUUUUUUCAUAAUGCUAAUGACACUUGUCACUUGCAUUUUUGCUGGCCUUGAAAAAGGAAUAGUUUUUGGGAUAAUAAUGAACCUCAUAAUACUACUGUCAUUCACAGUCAAACCAUCAAUCAAAAUAUCUAUUGAAAAGAUCAAUGAAAAAACUGUUGUUUACGUUACCCCAGAGGAAACAGUUACUUAUCCAGCAGCUGAAAAACUUCGUGCAAAUAUAAUGAAGCUUUCGGAAGAUAGUACUGGUAAUGUGAUUCUUGACUGUAAGAAUUUAAAACGCAUCGACGUCACAGUAGUCAAGAAUAUGAAUUUACUUGCUAAUGAUUUAAAACUACGAAAUUUACAAUUUAUAUUUAUAAAUUCUAAAAAUAAUGUGACACAUGUUUUUAACACAAUUGCACCUGAAAUUAAAUCAUCAUUCAAUCAACAAAUUAAUUUUUAGAUAAAAAUUUUUUAAUUAUUUAUUACAAUUAGAGUUGGAUACU